This is a messenger RNA of Elephantulus edwardii (Cape elephant shrew), 1260 nucleotides long. It is a transcript of the gene POLDIP3, whose product is annotated as polymerase (DNA-directed), delta interacting protein 3. Gene Ontology annotation, molecular function: mRNA binding. Gene Ontology annotation, biological process: mRNA export from nucleus. The record is from RefSeq and is a predicted model, not a curated record. NCBI's taxonomy places the organism in Eukaryota, Metazoa, Chordata, Mammalia, Macroscelidea, Macroscelididae. Gene Ontology annotation, cellular component: nucleus. The transcript is spliced from 9 exons. Bases 1 to 1260 code for a protein of 419 amino acids.
AUGGCGGACAUAUCCCUGGACGAGCUCAUUCGGAAGCGCGGGGCGGCGGUGAAGGGGCGGCUCAAUGUCAGAGCAGGACUUGGAGGGGUCCGAUCUCGUGUGGGCAUCCAUCAGAGCCUUCUCAGCCAGCCAGUACGCACAACCACCUUCCAGCAGAGAUUUGAUGCCCGUCAAAAGAUUGGCCUCUCAGAUGCCAGGCUCAAGCUGGGAGUCAAGGAUGCCCGGGAGAAGCUUUUACAAAACGAUGCUCGGUUUCGAAUCAAAGGGAAAGUGCAGGAUGCACGAGAGAUGCUCAACUCCCGAAAGCAGCAAAGUACAGUGCCCCAGAAACCACGCCAGGUGGCCGAUGCCCGAGAGAAGAUCAGCUUGAAACGCAGUUCCCCUGCUGCCUUCAUGAGCCCGCCUGUCGUCACAGUGACUCCUGCUCUGAAGCUCACCAAGACCAUCCAGGUUCCACAGCAGAAGACCAUGGUUCCACUUCAUCCUGCUGGAAUGAGGAUCAACGUCGUCAAUAACCAGCAGCCCAAACAGAAUUUAUACGACCUGGAUGAAGAGGAUGAUGUUACAGCACCUGUUCCUAGUAAACAGAUGAAAGUCUCAUCCAUUGGCAGCUUUGUCUACCAUCCAGCUGGGCUGAGCAGCUCCAGGCUGUCCUUGUCCAGGGCUCUCCCUCUCACCAAAGUGGUCCAGAAUGAUACCUAUACAGCUCCAGCACUCACCUCCUCCGUUCGAACAAAGGCCUUGACCAGCAUGUCGCGGACACUGGUGAACAAAGAGGAACCCCCUAAAGACCUGCCCCCGGCUGAGCCUGCGUUCAGCCCCCUGGAAGGCACGAAGAUGACCGUGAAUAACCUGCACCCACGCGUCACCGAGGAGGACAUUGUUGAGCUUUUCUGUGUGUGUGGAGCCCUCAAGCGGGCUCGGCUGGUCCAUCCUGGGGUAGCAGAAGUGGUCUUUGUGAAGAAAGAUGAUGCUAUCACUGCGUAUAAGAAGUACAACAACCGGUGUCUGGAUGGGCAGCCAAUGAAGUGCAACCUUCAUAUGAAUGGGAACGUCAUCACCUCGGACCAGCCCAUCCUGCUGCGAUUGAGUGACAGCCCCUUAGCGAAAAAGGAGACUGAGCUUCCUCGCAGGAUGAGUUCUGCCUCUUCCUCGAACCCUCCUGCCGAAGUGGACCCUGACACCAUCCUGAAGGCGCUCUUCAAGUCCUCGGGGGCCUCUGUGACCACACAGCCCACAGAAUUCAAAAUCAAACUUUGA